UUAAAAAGAAGAACUCCUUUCCUGUUUAACGUUUUCAACGUUCCCAGCCUCAAACACACGCACUUUCUUCUUUUCUUCCAUCGCCGCCGUUGAGAGAUGGCUUUCGCCGAGUAUCGGCCGUUGGAUGAGAAAUCCCUGGUGGAGUACAUAAAGGCCGUCCCUUCUCUCUCCUCGAAGCUCGGCGACAACAUCGACGGCUUGACCAUUAAGGAAGUCGGAGACGGCAACCUCAAUUUCGUCUACAUUGUCAUCGGCUCCUCUGGCUCUUUCGUCAUCAAGCAGGCUCUACCGUACAUACGCUGUAUUGGUGAGUCGUGGCCAAUGACAAAGGAGCGAGCAUACUUUGAAGCAGUAGCACUAAAAGAGCAUGGCCGUUGGUGCCCUGAUAAUGUGCCAGAAGUUUAUCAUUUUGAUCGUACUAUGUCUUUAAUUGGCAUGCGCUAUUUGGAGCCCCCACACAUAAUCCUAAGGAAAGGGUUGAUUGCGGGGGUUGAGUACCCGUUACUUGCGGAACACAUAUCGGAAUACAUGGCAAAGACUCUUUUCCACGCAUCCCUCCUUUAUCGUUCCACCACUGAGCACAAAAGUGCUGUUGCUGAAUUCUGCGGGAACGUGGAGUUAUGCAGACUCACUGAGCAGGUUGUUUUUUCUGACCCUUACAAAGUCUCUCAAUAUAAUCGGUGGACUUCCCCUCAUCUCGAUCAUGAUGCUGACGCUAUUCGAAAUGAUAAUGCUCUGAAGGCUGAAAUUGCCGAGUUAAAAUCCAAGUUCAUCGAGAGAACCCAAGCUCUAAUUCAUGGUGAUCUUCACACUAGUUCUGUCAUGGUUACUCUUGAAUCAACUCAAGUUAUAGAUCCAGAAUUUGCAUUUUAUGGACCAAUGGGUUUUGAUGUUGGUGCGUUUAUGGGAAACCUGAUUUUGGCUUACUUUUCGCAAGAUGGACAUGCUGAUGGCAACAAUGAUCGCAAAAAAUACAAGGAAUGGAUUUUGAGGACAAUUGAAGACACUUGGAAUCUUUUUCACAAAAAAUUCAUUGCUCUCUGGGACAAGCACAAGGAUGGUUCUGGUGAGGCAUAUCUUCCUGCAAUUUAUAACAACCCUGAGCUGCAACACCUUGUUCAGAAGAAAUAUUUUGAGGAUUUGUUCCACGACACACUUGGAUUUGGUGCUGCCAAAAUGAUAAGGAGAAUUGUUGGUGUGGCACAUGUUGAGGAUUUCGAGUCAAUUACUGAUGAUACCAAGCGAGCCAGUUGUGAGCGUCGAGCUCUUGAACUGGCGAAGCUGCUUCUCAAACAAAGGCGAAAGUUUCACGACAUUGGUGAAAUCGUUGCAGCCAUAAGGCAAAUUCAGUAAUAGCUAGUUUCUGAUUGAAUAAUGGUUGAUAACUGGCUUGAUACAUAUGUAUGAAUUUUCCGAGUGAUCAGGCACAAAAAUUUGUUACUUUGGUGUGCUGCCGAAUAUAUAUGAUGAUAUCAAAUAAUAAUAUGGGCUCUCGGUGUGUAUUAGUAAGGGCUGCCAUUUGUGAAUGCUUG
Molecule: messenger RNA, 1532 nt
Organism: Morus notabilis
Lineage: Eukaryota; Viridiplantae; Streptophyta; Magnoliopsida; Rosales; Moraceae
Product: methylthioribose kinase
Exons: 6
Coding region: 97-1353 (418 amino acids)
Molecular function (GO): S-methyl-5-thioribose kinase activity
Source: RefSeq, a predicted model, not a curated record